CAUCUACCGCGAGUCGUUCCACGAUACAACAAAUUUUCCUUGCGUUUGUCUAGAUUACAAAAGUGUUUAGUGCGGAGUUUGCGGUGCAUAUGGCGUGGCUGGAUUUCACAUCCUCCUUUCCUGAUUGAUGUUUAUGCCUCUUUCGGAUGCAACGGAUUCCAAUGGAAUGAGAUAAUGUGAAGAUGGAUGGCUACAUGGCGUGCAUCACGGUUGAAUUAUGGCGUUGUACACAUAUACCCGCCUCUCCGCCCUCGAUUCUUCCCCGUCUUUCCUUCCAAUCUCUGGAUUUCGUCUUGCGUGGUACUUGGGUUACUGGCUUGGCAGAAUCUCUCAUUGCAUGGUAUUCAGUUACUAGCUUUGGGGCGGGUUGUUGGACUCUGAUGGUGUCUUUGGGCUGGGAGAGGCAUCUUUCUUACGGAUAUGCUCAUACACUGCUUGUUCUUUUACGAACGGGACAUUGCUGCGAUAAUGAGUUCAUGGUUUUUCUUCGCUCUGGAUGUGGUUUGUUUGGACCCGGUCCUUUGUCCUUGUUGGACAGGCAUACUGUCUCUGUUUCUCCUUGAGAGAGCUAACCUUCACUGGUUGGUGA
Molecule: messenger RNA, 589 nt
Organism: Amorphotheca resinae ATCC 22711
Lineage: Eukaryota; Fungi; Ascomycota; Leotiomycetes; Helotiales; Amorphothecaceae
Exons: 1
Coding region: 183-563 (126 amino acids)
Source: RefSeq, a predicted model, not a curated record